Messenger RNA from Fusarium pseudograminearum CS3096, 1677 nucleotides. RefSeq lists its product as uncharacterized. Bases 1 to 1677 code for a protein of 558 amino acids. The record is from RefSeq and is a predicted model, not a curated record. NCBI's taxonomy places the organism in Eukaryota, Fungi, Ascomycota, Sordariomycetes, Hypocreales, Nectriaceae. The transcript has a single exon. Gene Ontology annotation, molecular function: NADP binding; N,N-dimethylaniline monooxygenase activity; flavin adenine dinucleotide binding.
AUGGGUUCCCUACCAAAGACAGCCAACAAAUUUGACGUCCUCAUCCUGGGCGCCGGCCUUUCUGGUCUAUGCACUCUCUACAACCUUCAAAAGCGCUUCCCCGAUUGGCGCAUCAAAGUCCUCGACGCUGCCCCCGAUGUAGGCGGAACGUGGUACUGGAACUCGUACCCAGGCUGUCGCUUUGACUCUGAGUCACUGUCGUACUGCUUUUCAUUCGACAAAGAGCUUCUUGAUGAGUGGCACUGGAAAGAGGCCUUCUCCCCGCAGCCAGAGACCCACAGGUACAUCACGUACUUUGCCGAGAAGCACAAUCUUUACAAGGACAUACAGCUCAACACCAUUGUUACAAAGGCGACAUGGAGUGAGUCAGACCAUACUUGGACUUUUAUCGACGAGGCUGGUAAUGAAUACACUUCAACCUUUUUCGUCAGUGGUAUGGGCUUCUUAUCUGCACCGACACUACCUGCCAUUGAAGGCAUUGAAGACUUCAAUGGCAGACUGUUCCACACCUCGCGCUGGCCCAAGGACCUCGACGUAAGUCGCGACUUUGCUGGAAAAAAGGUUGGUAUCAUCGGUACAGGUGCAACUGGCAUUCAGAUCACCACUGCAUUAUCCAAAGAUCCCAACAUUGAGUCAAUCAGUGUAUUCCAACGCACAGCCAAUUGGUCCGCACCCCUCCGAAACUCCGAGAUCUCGCUCGAGGACAUGGCAGACCACAAAAAGAACUACGACAAAGUCUUCAAAGCUUGCUCCGAAAGCUCGUCUGGCUUCCUGCACAACGGCGAUCCUCGCAAGUCACUUGAAGUGACAGAGGAAGAGCGACUUGCUUUAUGGGAGAAGCUUUACAAUGAACCUGGAUUUGGCAAGUGGCUGAGCGUUUUCUCAGAUACAUACACCGAUCGCUAUGCCAACAGCCUGUACUCUGAGUUUAUGGCCAACAAGAUCCGACAGCGGGUAAAAGAUCCAGCCGUCGCAGAGAGUCUUAUCCCGAAGAAUCAUGGCUUUGGAACUCGCCGCGUACCACUGGAGAGUGGUUACUUUGAAGCGUACAACCAGCCAAACGUUCAUCUCGUCGACUUGCAGAAGACACCAAUUGAUCGUGUCACAGCGUCUGGGAUUCUGACAUCUGACGGCAAGGAGCAUAAACUCGAUAUCUUGAUCUGCGCGACUGGCUUCAAUGCCAUCACUGGAGCUUUCAGUGCUAUCGAAUGGCAUGGGAAGAACAACCGUCCACUCAUCGCAACCAGUGACAGUCCUAAUGCCGACGAAGCAAUUUGGCUUGACCACCGACCGCAGACGUUCCUUGGUCUCACUGUACCGUCCAUGCCAAACAUGUUCAUGGUACUCGGCCCACACCAACCUUUUGGAAACGCUACUCGAAACAUCGAGUAUGCUGUGCAGGCUAUCUCAGAUCUGCUACAACAUUGCAAGGAUAAUGGGUACACUUCUGUUGAGCCUACGACAGAGUCUGUUGAGCAGUGGACUGAACAUGUUGUCAAGUGCAGUGAGAGUCAAGUUUUGAUGAAUGAGAUAGAUAGCUGGAUGACGGGUGUCAACAAGAACGUCAAGGGCAAGACGGUUAGAAGUGUGGCGCGGUAUAGUGGCAACAUCACUGAGUAUCGUCGGCGAUGCCAAGAGGUAAAGAAGAUGGGCUACAAGGAACUUGUAUUUUCCUAG